AGCCUAACUGACGCAAGGUUGCAGACUGGCUUCUGGGAAAGUUUGCUUAUUUAGUUCGUAUGUCUCUCUUCCAUCGGUUCGGAGCUCUGACAUUAUGCUGAUGUGAACGAAAACCAACUUUUUCUGACAGACGAGGAAACAAUUGGUGUCCAAACAGUGAGAAUCUUCUGGAAAACGGAACCACCAGAACUUGGCCUACAGGACAGUGGCCUCAAACUCCAGUCGUUGAGGCCCGGUGUCCUGCAGCUUUUUGGAAAUGGAUUUCCAAAGGGUGCUGCUUGGCGUGGAGAAAGAUCUGUCCCAAGAUGAAGUAGAAGCAAUAGCUUUUCUGUGCACUGACCUCUUGCGCAAAAACCCGAACUCUGUUUCAUCAGUAAGCGACCUGUUCACUAUGCUGAUGGACGAGGACCGCCUGUCCGCUGAAGAACCACAGCUCCUGAUCGAACUCCUUCUCACCAUCCAGCGUCCUGUUAUCCUGCGUGAAUUGGGAAUCUCUGACCGAAUGUUUACAGCUAGUCAGAUCUCACCCUACAGGAAGCUGUUGUACCACCUUUCAGAGGAAAUAACCACUGAAGAGCUGAAAAAGAUGAAGUUCCUGUUGGAUAAAGACCUCCCACGAAAAAAACUUGAGAAAAAAACUACCCUGGGGGUGUUCCUGGAGAUGGAGCGCAGGGACCUCAUAAAUGAAGAUAAUCUUGAUUAUCUUGCUAACAUAUUCAAAUCAGUGUUUCCUUUGUUGAAUGAAAAGAUUCGACGCUUUUCAGAAGAUAAGUGUCGUCCAAGGUCUUCAUCUUUGCCUCCUGAGCCAAACCAGAUCCUAAAACAAUUUAACAGGACUGGCUCAUUUAACAUGAAUGAUCCAAUGCAUCCGUUGCCUUCAAUGAAUUCCUUCAACACCUCUAAUGAGCCUGUGGCUUCUUUGGAUACCAGUGCACUUCCUGAAAUCAAGAGAUCUGAAUCCCAGGAAAAUAUUGAGGUUCUGAAAAAAUAUCAGAUGACUGGAAAGAAGAGAGGAAUUUGUUUAAUAGUGAACAACAAUGACUUCUCUCAUUCCACAGUCGCUUUAAAGGAAAGAAAGGGAACCAGUGCUGAUGAAGAUGCUCUGAAAGAAGUGUUUGAAUGGCUGGGCUUUGAUGUGGAGAUACACCAAGACUGUAACGGACAGAAAAUUCUCUCCGUGCUUCAGGAACUCCGAAAAAAGGACCAUAGCCAGAUGGACUGCCUGGUGUGCUGCGUUCUCAGUCAUGGCACGGAGGGCGGGGUCUACGGCGUAGAUGGCAAAGUGGUUAAGAUCAAGGACAUGAUGUCCCCCUUCUACGGACAGAUGUGCCCCUCUUUGGUAGAAAAACCAAAGCUUUUUUUCAUCCAGGCUUGCCAAGGCACAAACGAGCUGAGGCCCAUCCAGGCAGACGGCCCUGAGGACGAAACCAGCGAAGUUGUUAGCGAUGCAAGAGUGGCGAACGAGAGCAUCCCAACAGCUGCAGACUUCCUGUUGGGAAUGGCCACCCUUCCUGAUUACGUCUCUUUCAGGGAUAAGAGCAAUGGGACCUGGUACAUCCAGUCAUUGUGCCAGAACCUUGUCAAGCUUGUGCCAAAGGGGAUCGACCUUGUCUCCAUUCUCACAGAAGUGAACAACGACGUCAGUAAGAAGACCGACAAUACGCAGCGGAAAAAGCAAAUGCCACAGCCAUCUUUUUCGCUCCGGAAGAGAGUGGUCUUCCCGAUCCCUAAAAGGCCUCCCCCCUUCCUCAAUUGACUUUCCUGACAAAAGGGAUUUUUUUUUCUUCUGACAGUCUACAGGUUUGAAGCAGUUUCUGGACUUUGUUAGUGGCUUUAUUUGAGAAUUCAUAUAAAAUCUGUUGCAUUAACGCUUAAAAUGGUAUGAAUGAAUCCCUGCUGUCUGCCCUUUGUUCCCCAUAUUUACCAUAACCAUUUUACACUGUUUCAAUUAAUUUAGACCUUGCCAGUUCAUCAUAUCAUGAUUAUUAUAGCAGUUCAUCGUGAGACAUGAUGAACUGCUAUAAUAAUACAUUAUAUAAUGUUUUUCUGUUUGAAAAUGUGUAUAUAUGUACAUUUUUUAUUGCAUGAGCAUAUUAAUGCAAUUAUAUUUUCCUAUGAAGUGUUGUUUCCAGUUUGUCAUCUCCUCUGCCUUAGUCCCAUUGCAAUAUUAAAAAAAAAAUGCUGUUCUUUAUCCAACGUUAACAAGUAAUGUUUACAAAGUCCUAGAUGUGCUUUAUUUUGCCAUAAAAUACUCAGAUUUGAAAAAUGAUGUAUUCUCUGAGUUUUUUUUAAAUAAUAAAACCUGCUGGACUAGAUGAAUGUAAAUUUAUAAAAGAAACUGAUCUCCAAAGAAAUAUGCAGUGUAUUUUGUUGAUUUAUUGAUUGUUUAUUGUUGUUUGUCAAAUUGAAAUAAAUUUCUAUUCUUCCAUUCAUUCA
This is a messenger RNA of Cyprinodon tularosa, 2436 nucleotides long. RefSeq names its product caspase 10, apoptosis-related cysteine peptidase (gene casp10). NCBI's taxonomy places the organism in Eukaryota, Metazoa, Chordata, Actinopteri, Cyprinodontiformes, Cyprinodontidae. The coding region runs from base 257 to 1756 and encodes 499 amino acids. Gene Ontology annotation, molecular function: protein binding; cysteine-type endopeptidase activity. The record is from RefSeq and is a predicted model, not a curated record. The transcript is spliced from 13 exons. Gene Ontology annotation, biological process: negative regulation of extrinsic apoptotic signaling pathway via death domain receptors; proteolysis.